UGACUUUUGUGCCUUGUCACGCUCUUCACUCACCUGGAAGCAUUGCAGGACCACCUUCUGGGCCAUUGGAUCUCACUGUUGUUCUCAUCCACCCGGUCCACCAGAGCUGAUUGCACAUGCCAGGACUGACAUGUCCCGAUCGCACCAGGGUAUGAGACCCACCGGCUACCUUCGCUUGGUUUAGCCAGCUUGUCGAAUCGGUGAACGGGGUCUGGCCGCUGUCACUUGCAGACAGCUACUUGGAGCUAUAGGUGAGAGCUGAGCAUCCGGUGGGGACCAAAGGAUGUCUGUGGCUCCUUCAAGCUCCUGCUUUGCAGCUCUGCCUCCUGCCACUGAGGCGGCACAUACACUAUUUGGAAAAAAUUCGGCAAGGCCUGGCCAUGAAGUUCAAGAAGUUAUUUAUUUCCCUGCUGCUUCCCACGAACCAGGAUCUAAGGUUCAGAAUUAUUGAAUAUUGGUAUUUCUUAUUACAUACUGUGCCAAUGCACCACAGCAAGUUCCUAAUACAUUGCACCUACAUCACCAUUGACCAAGAGGAGAGGACCCAUGCAGUAAUACUAAGCAAGCCCUCCUGGAUGUGGGGAGCGGAAAUGGGAGCAAAUGAGCAUGGAGUCUGCAUAGGGAAUGUAGCUGUGAUGACACAAGAGACUGCAACAGAGGCAGAAGCCCUUUUAGGCACAGAUCUUGUCAGACUCGGUUUGGAAAGAGGAGCCACAGCCAAAGAGUCUUUGGAUGUCAUAGUUUCCCUUCUAGGAGAGCAUGGACAAGGUGGAAAUAAUUUUGAAGAUGGAGAGAUGCUUCAUCUGUUCCACAGUAGCUUUCUCAUUGUGGACAGAACAGAAGUCUGGGUCCUGGAAACAGCUGGCAGAUACUGGGCUGCUGAGAAAAUCACAGAGGGUGUGAGAAGCAUCUGUAACCGAUUAUCUAUAACUACCAACAUUGAAGCAGAGCAUCCAGAACUUAGAAGUUAUGCCCAAAAUCAAGGCUGGUGGAACGGAGAGGAGGAAUUCAACUUCUGUGCAGUAUUCUCGCCACCGGAUCAAACUCUGGAUCACCACUGUCCGGGGAAAGUCAUGCUGAGGGAACAAGCAGGAAAGAUCACCUUGCAAACGAUGAUGGAUGCACUACGUGAUAAGGACUGCAUGGAUCAGAAUUCCUUCCUCGUCACGGGAAGCAUGGUGUCCAUCCUUCCUCAGAGCAGCAGCUCGACUUGCAUCCAUUUCUUCACGGCCACUCCUGACCCUGCCAGGUCCAUCUUCAAACCGUUCAUCUUUGUAGACAAUGUUAAGCCGGUCCCUAAGACAGAGAGUCCGAGUUUUGGUGAUGAGGACCCAGCCAAACAGCAGCCCCGUUUCCAGAGCAGACCGGACCGUAGGCACGGGCUCUAUCAAGCACACGAGUGUGCCCGGUCACUCAUGGGAGCCGAGGAGGAGUCUGGUCAAAAGCUCUUGCAAGCCAUACAGGGUCUGGAGAAACAAGGCCUGGAGGCCAUGCAAGAUAUACUGAAGUCUGAUGAAGCCAUUAACCCUUUGGAAGUAGCAGACCUCUUCUAUGAUUGUGUAGACACCGAAAUAAAAUUCUACAAAUGACUCAGCUGCUACCAGUGAUCCAAGAAUUGUCAUGUGAUUUCCCAGAGGGAGUUCUUUAUUCAAGAAACUUCAAAGAAUUGCCUCUUCAACUCAAAUGCAAGAGAAGACUGAAAAUUACUCUUCCAUAGUUGGUCUCUGUUUCCAAGUGCUUUAACUACUCACUGAAGUACCAGCUUCAUACAUCCCAUUGUGCUUUGUCUAACCUUUGUGUCUAGUGGUAGGAAACAGCCGGUGGUUGGUUGUUAAGUGUGUGCAUGCAGAUUGAUCUGAAGCAGGAUAUCUCAGAUGCUUUAUUUGUGAUGGUGGCGAUUGCAUUCUUCACAAAAAUUCAUUGAGUAACUAAUAAUAGCAAAUCAUAACCGAGGCGACAGGCUAAGGAGAAUCACGAUAUAACAUUCACAGAGCUAUGUACAAUAUCACUGUCCUUAGUUAACUUACAUUCUUAAGCCUUUUACCCAUGCUAGGGCACAGGCCACUGACAGCAACUCACCAGAUUGCU
This is a messenger RNA of Mobula hypostoma (lesser devil ray), 2088 nucleotides long. Its product is annotated as secernin-1-like. Gene Ontology annotation, biological process: proteolysis. The record is from RefSeq and is a predicted model, not a curated record. The coding region runs from base 381 to 1589 and encodes 402 amino acids. The transcript is spliced from 10 exons. NCBI's taxonomy places the organism in Eukaryota, Metazoa, Chordata, Chondrichthyes, Myliobatiformes, Myliobatidae. Gene Ontology annotation, molecular function: cysteine-type exopeptidase activity; dipeptidase activity.